Molecule: messenger RNA, 1253 nt
Organism: Closterium sp. NIES-67
Lineage: Eukaryota; Viridiplantae; Streptophyta; Zygnematophyceae; Desmidiales; Closteriaceae
Source: the annotation of a GenBank genome assembly
UUCCAUUCGCAGCUCACCCCAGCAGCCCUGCCCCUCGAGUUCGUCCAGUUAGCAACACCACAUCACGAGAGCCAUUGUCCCCGUCUCGGCAUCUGUUAGCAGCCAGUCCUCGUCAUAAUAGGCGCAACAGGCGCAACAGCCACAGCCAUGGCGACCAUCCCUUGCCCCUCCGCCUGCGUUAGGUCUAGCAGCCGCCAAGUGCCGGCCAGUUCAGCAUCAGCGAGGCCGUCGCAGUGCGGCGCAGUGUCGUUUAGCGGCCUUCGUACGACGACGUCCGUGUCGCAGGUCGCAGCUGCCAAGACCUGUAGAUCAGCUCUACCCUCUCGGAGCAGCAGCGCCUCUCGCGGCGUUGUCACAUGCGGGCUCGAUGACUUUAUCGGAGGUGAUCUUAUCGGGCUCGAUCUGGGUCAGUGGGUGGAUGACGUGGAGCGGUACGGAGCGGUGGGCUUCUAUUCCCCAGCGGAGGGUGGCGCGGAGGGGCGGUACGCGACGAGCCUGAAGUACGCGGGGUACCACUUGAUGAACAUCUCGGCGCGCGGCCUCGGCGACCCCGAGGCGUACCUCCUCAAGACCCACGGCGUGCGCCCGCCGCAUCUGGGCCGCCAAGCAGUGGCGCGCUUCUACCUGCCGCCCGAGGUGGACUACCGGCUGUCCGUGCUGCCGCCCAAGUACAAGGGUCUUGUGCUCUGGAUCGGCGAGGCCAAGGUGCUGGCGCGGAACGAGCUGCAGUUCCUCACGCUGCUGCCCGUGCUGCGCCCCAACGUCAAGGUGGUCGUCGAGAUGGGCAACUCGCGCAAGUUCUACUGGAAGCCCAUGCAGGAGCUGGUCGGGCUGCCCACGCCUUCCCCCUCGGCACAGGCUGCUCCCGCUGCCACGCCCGCUGCCGACAAGAAAGAGGCCGUGGCUGCUUCCUAAAGCUCAUAGCCAGUCCAUUUAAUGCCGUCAACUUAAAGCGAGAGGUUAUAAUAGUGACCCAUUUUUAGUUGGGCCCAACUUGAUGGGUACCCUCGAACAGAUAUAGGGGGGACAAGCGAGCGAGCAGAAGAAAACGUCGUUUCGGGGUGGGCAGUCACUUAGCAGCAGAAGCACCUGCCCGUGCGACAAAUUCGGAUAUGUGGACGCGGGUGUGUUUAUAAACAUAAUACUAGCUUGCACGCCUCGUUGGGGCUCGUUUGUUACCGUAUUUUGUCGACCUCGAUUGUGAAAUAACUAGUCCAAUGUUGUAGAAGACUAAGUAUAACACUGUUAACACA